AUGGCUGCGUACCUCGUAGGACAUGAGGUACUAACACCAGCCCAACAUGGCUUUAUCAAGAGAACGUCUUGUCCAUCAAAUCUGCUUGCCUUCCUCGAUGAAGACGAGGGACAGCAUGUCGAGUUCUGUUAUCUGGACUUUAGCAAAGCUUUUGACUCGAUCAAAGAGCAACGCGUAGCCGAAUUCGGAUCCCAAAACCUCAAUGAAACGAACGAUCCAUCAAGUUUCCACGGUACUGCGUUAAUAAACGAUCAAUCGUUUCAUCCGUCUCCGCCAGCUCAGGAGGUUAGCCACAAGCCGCUUUCCAUGACUCACAGUGCCUCCCUCGCUAACCCGGAGGAUUUCUCAGCCGCUUGGGUUCCCGGUCGAUUCCGCGUCUUCUUCCUCCAGGUAGCAGGUUAG
Molecule: messenger RNA, 402 nt
Organism: Echinostoma caproni
Lineage: Eukaryota; Metazoa; Platyhelminthes; Trematoda; Plagiorchiida; Echinostomatidae
Source: the annotation of a GenBank genome assembly